Spinacia oleracea (spinach) is the source of this 4077-nucleotide messenger RNA. RefSeq names its product pentatricopeptide repeat-containing protein At1g79540. The coding region runs from base 400 to 2784 and encodes 794 amino acids. Lineage: Eukaryota; Viridiplantae; Streptophyta; Magnoliopsida; Caryophyllales; Amaranthaceae. The record is from RefSeq and is a predicted model, not a curated record. Gene Ontology annotation, molecular function: protein binding. The transcript has 6 exons.
UUUUAAAUUGUAGGCAUCUCACCCAGUCGGCCAUUAGCCAUGUAUUAGUACAGUGAUUGGAGGAGUUGUUAAACUUGUUACUCGAAAUCGAACUUGACAAACCCGACGCUCUAGUAGUAGUAGUUCCGUAUUCCUUCUACGGUUCCUCCGCAAACUUUAGCCAACAGGCCCACCGCCUACUUCCACCGUACUCCUCUCUCUACCACCACUUUCGCCGCCGCCUUUUACGUAACACUCCGUUUUAAAGCCGCCCACCGCUGCCGAAAAUGCGACUCACGGUGGGCGAAAUCGGCCAUUACUCAACGCCCUUCAAAUCUUUGUCUCCCUAAGUCUUUCAUUUCUUUCUUCUAAUACCAAAACUCCGAUAAACCCCUAGACAUUUCUGCUCUUGCUGCAACUAUGAGAGUUGCUAAUUUGAUUCAACGCCCCAUUUUUGUGCAAAUCGCAAAUUUCAGUAAACUAAUUAAACCCCGUUUGUCUACCGAAAAAUCCGACCCAUUGACCCAAGUUAUCACCAUUCUUGAGAAAUCUAACCCCAUUGAACAAUCCCUUGAUCCAGUUGCCCACAUUUUGGAUCCCCGAAUCGUGUCCUCCAUCAUGAUGAAACCCCCAAAUUUUCAAAUGGGGUUUCGAUUUUACAUCUGGGCGAUGAAGCGGCGCUCGCUUCGAGCUUGGGAGCUAAAUGAUUUGGUUAUAGACAUGAUUUUGAAAGAAAAUAGCGGGUUUGAUCUUUGUUGGGAGACCCUUGAAGAGGUCAGGAAAUGUGGGGUUGACAUCCCAUCGGAAGUUUUUUUCGUGUUGAUUUCGAGUUAUUGGAAGGCGGGGGAUGCAGAAAAGGCGGUUGAAUCAUUUGGUAAGAUGAAGGAAUUUGGUUGCAUACCUGAUGUUUAUACUUACAAUGCGGUUUUAUAUAUAAUGGUGCAAAAACAAGUGCUUAUGUUGGCAUUAGCUGUGUAUAAUCAAAUGUUGAAGUUUAAUUGCAGUCCUAAUGUAGCUACCUAUAGCAUUUUGAUUGAUUUUUUGUGUAAAAGUGGGAAGAUACAAGACGCGCUCAAUCUGUUUGUUGAAAUGGCCCAGAAUGGGAUAUCUCCGAAUACCAUAACAUAUACGAUUGUAAUAUCGGGUUUGUGUCUAGCUAAUAGGACAAAUGAUGCCCAAAUUUUGUUGAAUAAAAUGACUAGUAGUGGGUGUCCUCCUGAUUCAAUUACAUGUAAUGCUAUGCUUUCGGGGGUUUGUAAGAUGGGUAAGAUUGAUGAAGCAUUUUGGCUUUUGCAGUCCUUUCAGGAUCAAGGGUAUACAUUGGGGAUUAAUAGUUAUAGCUGUCUGAUUGACAGUUUGUUUAGAGCUGGGAGAUUUGAAGAAGCUAACUUGUGGUUUGGUAAACUGUGUGAGGCAAAUAUACACCCUGAUCUUGUGUUGUACACUAUUAUGAUCCGAGGUUUCUCAGAGGCAGGAAAGAUUAAGGAUGCUUGGAAAAUUGUUCAAGAGAUGACGGAAAGAGGCGUUGUUCCAGAUACUCAAUGUUACAAUACAUUGAUCAAAGGUUUUUGUGAUUUGGGUCUCUUGGAGGAUGCACAGUCCCUUAAGCUUGAGAUUUCAGAGAACAAUUGUUUCCCUGACACCUGCACUUAUACAAUCCUCAUUUGUGGUGCUUGCAGAAAUGGGAUGGUGGGGGAGGCCAAGAAAAUAUUCGAAGAGAUGGAGAAAGUUGGAUGCCUUCCUUCUGUUGUAACUUUCAAUGCACUCAUUGAUGGGUUAUGCAAGGCUGGAGAAUAUGAGGAAGCACGUCUCUUGUUCUAUAAGAUGGAAAUAGGUAGAAAUCCUUCUUUGUUUCUUCGUCUUUCCCAAGGCACUGACCGGGCGCUGGAUAAAGAAGGCCUUGAUAACUUGGUUGCCCGGUUAUGUGAUUCAGGGUCGUAUCUUAAGGCUUAUAGGCUUUUAAUGAAGCUGGCUGAUAACGGCGUUUUACCUGAUACUACUACUUAUAAUACCCUCAUAAAUGGCCUGUGCAAGAGUAGGAACGUAAAUGGUGCUUUCAAGCUCCUUAAAGAAUUACAACUCAAGGGACUGUCUCCUGAUUGUGUAACUUAUGGAACCCUUAUUGAUGGGUUUUAUAGCGUUGAUAGAGAAGAGGAAGCUAUUGGUCUGCUGAGGAAUAUGAUGAAGAAUGGGUGUUCACCGAACUCUACUGUCUACAAGACAGUUAUGACUUGGUCAUCCCGCAAGAAAAAGGUUUCAAUGACCUUCGGUCUUUGGCUGGAUUAUCUUAGGAGCCUUAAAAAUCGGGAUGAUGAAGCAAUUAAAUUGAUCGAGGAACACUUUGAGAAAGGAGAAUUGAGUGAAGCAGUCCGAGGCUUACUGAAGAUGGACUUCAAGUUGAACAACUUUGAUGUGGGACCAUAUACAAUAUGGAUGAAUGGGCUAUGUGAAGCUCAGAGAGUAGAUGAAGCUUUGAAGAUUUUUAAUGUUCUUCUGGAAUUUAACAUCACUAUAACUCCGCCGAGUUGUGUGAAGCUGAUACAGAAUCUCUGCUCACAACAAAAAUUGGAUCUGGCUGUAAAUGUUUUCCUCCAUACUCUAGAUAAAAAGACUGUGUUGAGGCCACCGAUUUGCAAUCAAUUGUUUUGUGCUCUCUUGCGUUCGAAGGCCUAUGUGAAGCAUGCUUUUGAUCUUCUGGGGAAAAUGGAGUCGAUGGGUUAUAACCUAGAUAAUCAUCUUGAUCAUAAAACAAAAUCGCUCUGGCAAUAUCAUUUGUACAUGCAGGAGUCAGCGACUUCCAGCUGAUAUGCUCCCCUUGGGUUUUGUCUGAAUGAAGGUUUGGUGUAGCAACACAGGCUGUGCUAUUUGAAUUGAGCCUUCUUUUGUUGAAGCAUGCAUAUCGUCUAUACCUUUGGUCAUAUAUGUAGUAUGUGGAUUAAUAGGAAAAUGGACAGCUUGUAACGAUCUUGUUUGCAAUGUUAGUAAACAAAGGAUUGACAAGUCCUGACAUGACCAAGCAAAAUCCUUUCUUAGGUAUGCUCUGGGUCAUUCGGUCAUUCCACUUACAGCCUGUCUCAAUCGAAUGUCAAAUGUCGACAGCAACUAUAAUUCCUGGAGGAAAUUGCAGACUGGUUGGUGAUUGUUUGAGCAAUUCCAAUCGUCAUCUCUUUUUCUGCUCCCUUUGUAUCUGUGAGGUUGGGCAUGAAAGAGGAGCUUGGUUCAUGGCUGGGCAAGUACUCAUUAAGUCACUGCCUCACUGGUAAAUAAUUAGUUUGAUGGGUGCAGUUGAGAGUUUUUAACAAGGGUUUCAAUUGAGAUGGCAAAGAAUAAAUAAUGUGUUUAUGGCAUCUAUUGCUAGUUUCUAGUUUCUACUCCGGUAAUAGAUGGAAGCAAGGUGGCAUAUUUUAUUUUAUUUUUUAAAAAAUGGAAAGAUAUGAUCUGGGCUUAAUGGUGGAGUUCUUUACUUCCAACAGAUUAAUUGUGGACUUAUGGUAAAGUCUUGUUCUUUUACAUAAUAAUAAUGCCGAUUCUCAGUGUGGAAGAAGAAUGAUGAACUGUUAUAACACUUUCCCUUUCCCUUACUACUCCUGGCUUUCAGGACUUUUGUAGGAGGGUGUUUAGUUCACAUAACAUUAGGUUACCCAAAACCUCAUUGGGUUCUGCUCAUUCUAAACCCCUCAACAAAAAGAUUAGAGGAAAAGGAAAGAUAAUCUGAAAACCCAUUCUAACUCCUUUGCUGGCCGCCACAGCCAAAAUCUCCAAGCCACCGCCAUCAACUUUGCUGUCAUACUUUUUUUUUUUUUUUUUUCAAAUUUUGAAAUGGAGCGAAUGAAGCUCUUGUUUGAAUUUUCUUGUGCUAAGAUUGUUUCCCAAUUUCACAUCAAUUUCUAGAUCAAACUAGGAUAUUGGCUGUAGCUAGGUGAAACAGCACACCUUCUCUGGUAGGCUUUCUUAUUCAAAAACUUGCUCAGUUUUUUUCAUCAUGUUCCAUAAACAAUUGACUGAUAGAUUUCAUUCUGAAUAUUAGAGAUAUCUCUUCACUGAAUUGUUUGUAUUGUUUUUAGAUGCAGUAAUAUAUACCAAGUACAAUUUUCAUUA